AGCGAGUGCGCGCUCCUCCUCGCCCGCCGCUAGGUCCAUCCCGGCCCAGCCACCAUGUCCAUCCACUUCAGCUCCCCGGUAUUCACCUCGCGCUCAGCCGCCUUCUCGGGCCGCGGCGCCCAGGUGCGCCUGAGCUCCGCUCGCCCCGGCGGCCUUGGCAGCAGCAGCCUCUACGGCCUCGGCGCCUCACGGCCGCGCGUGGCCGUGCGCUCUGCCUAUGGGGGCCCGGUGGGCGCCGGCAUCCGCGAGGUCACCAUUAACCAGAGCCUGCUGGCCCCGCUGCGGCUGGACGCCGACCCCUCCCUCCAGCGGGUGCGCCAGGAGGAGAGCGAGCAGAUCAAGACCCUCAACAACAAGUUUGCCUCCUUCAUCGACAAGGUGCGGUUUCUGGAGCAGCAGAACAAGCUGCUGGAGACCAAGUGGACGCUGCUGCAGGAGCAGAAGUCGGCCAAGAGCAGCCGCCUCCCAGACAUCUUUGAGGCCCAGAUUGCUGGCCUUCGGGGUCAGCUUGAGGCACUGCAGGUGGAUGGGGGCCGCCUGGAGGCGGAGCUGCGGAGCAUGCAGGAUGUGGUGGAGGACUUCAAGAAUAAGUACGAAGAUGAAAUUAACCACCGCACAGCUGCUGAGAAUGAGUUUGUGGUGCUGAAGAAGGAUGUGGAUGCUGCCUACAUGAGCAAGGUGGAGCUGGAGGCCAAGGUGGAUGCCCUGAAUGAUGAGAUCAACUUCCUCAGGACCCUCAAUGAGACGGAGUUGACAGAGCUGCAGUCCCAGAUCUCCGACACAUCUGUGGUGCUGUCCAUGGACAACAGUCGCUCCCUGGACCUGGACGGCAUCAUCGCUGAGGUCAAGGCGCAGUAUGAGGAGAUGGCCAAAUGCAGCCGGGCUGAGGCUGAAGCCUGGUACCAGACCAAGUUUGAGACCCUCCAGGCCCAGGCUGGGAAGCAUGGGGACGACCUCCGGAAUACCCGGAAUGAGAUUUCAGAGAUGAACCGGGCCAUCCAGAGGCUGCAGGCUGAGAUCGACAACAUCAAGAACCAGCGUGCCAAGUUGGAGGCCGCCAUUGCCGAGGCUGAGGAGCGUGGGGAGCUGGCGCUCAAGGAUGCUCGUGCCAAGCAGGAGGAGCUGGAAGCCGCCCUGCAGCGGGGCAAGCAGGAUAUGGCACGGCAGCUGCGUGAGUACCAGGAACUCAUGAGCGUGAAGCUGGCCCUGGACAUCGAGAUCGCCACCUACCGCAAGCUGCUGGAGGGCGAGGAGAGCCGAGUCUGCAAACUACGGCCACAUGCAGGCUUCCUGUUUGUCAAUCAAGUUUUCUUGGAACCCAGUCAUACCGCUUCCUUCAAGUAUUGCCUUUGGCUGUGGCUGCUUUACAUGACAACGGAGUGGAGCAGUUGAGGCAGAGACUACAUGGCCCACGAGCCUAAAGUUUUUACUAUCUGAAGCUCUAAGAAAAAGUUUGCCUGCCCAGAACCCCAAGCUGUUAUUUCAGGACCCACAAAAUGGAUUACUUACAGACAUUUACAGCACCAACGCCCUCACACAACCUUAUAGGGAAAGCAAAGAGACAGAAAUUAGUUGUGGGGAGCAAAGCUGGUGAAAUCUGUUUAACCUGCAAAUUCUCUCCUCCAAUUAGCGUUGAUGCACAUUCCAAGUAAAUAAUAUGCAGACAUGCUCCUGGGUGUUGAAGCACUGCAGCACUGCCUGGGGGAAACUGAGGGGACACCCUCCCCACAGCUGUGGUCCUCACCUCUGCUCCUCGCCCUCCAGCAGGCGCCUGUAGGUGGCGAUCUCAAAGUCCAGGCCAGCUUGGAGUUCAUCACCUCCUGGUACUCCCUGAUCAGGCAGGCCAUGUCCUGCUUGGCCUUCUGCAGGGCACCCUCCAGCUCGGCCAGCUUGCAGCGGGCAUCACUGAGGGCCGCCUCACCCUGCUGCUCAGACUGGGCCACCGCGGCCUCCAGCUUGGAGUUCUGGGAGGCAAGGGAGGGUUAUUAAGGAUCUCUGUUCUGGCUUCAGGGUCAGAGGCCAGGUAACCACUGACCACUGACUAGCAGAAGAAAAAGAGGCCUUGUCUAUUUGUUAGGCCAGGGGUUGCAAAUUAGUGCUCCCAGGCAUGUUUGCACAGUGUCUUCAAUUUUGGAAAUUUAACACAAUAAUUGAAAUUCUUGGCUUCUUUCAAAAGAUCAGAGGAUCUGGCCACACUGGACCUGCAUUUCUGCAUGGCCUGCCUCAGUUGGAUCUGCCUAGCCCUGCCUUUUGUGCUUUCCAGUUUACCAUAGUCCCUAUCAUACCCAAGUGCCUUGGGAACAGCUUGCUUGCUUCGCUCAUUUACUAACCCCAUUGAUGUCUGAAUGUGUGAUCACUGAUCUAGAACAACAGGCCAGAGAGGUUAAAUGCCUUUCCCAAGUCUCAUGGCAAACUAGUGGCAGAGCUUGUUUGAGAGCCCAGGUUUCCUGCCCCUUAGACUGGUGCUAUUUCCUCUGCCCCACUCUGCCCUUGGAAGCACCUCAUUCCCUCCAUAUUGCCCCAAUGCCUCCAUUCAGCGAGAAUGGAGAACGUUUUCCAUGGAGGAGGCUGUCUGUCCUCAUGCUGGGUGUUUGCCCUUGUCCCCACACACUGGCAAGGGGUCUAACCCAAAUCCCUCUCCUGAGGGCUAACCCCACUCUCUUCCUACACUGAGGGGUGGGCUGGGCUCCCAUACCUGGCACUUGGCGUUCUCCACCUCGGCUGUCAGCCUCUGGAUCAUGCGGUUCAGCUCGUUGAUCUCCUCCUUGGUGCGGCGCAGGGUCUCCCCGUGCCUGAUCACCGUGGCCUUCAUCUCCUCACACUGGGGAAGUAGAGUUGCUUAUGAGGCUCAGGGUGGGACCUCCCAUCCAUUCAGGACACCACGGAUGAUUGUGCAGGUUGUGCAGUGCUCAGCCUGUGCAACCACACAUGGCAGUCCUGCCCUGCUACCCCAACCUCAGAGAGGCAGCCCUUAUCUUCCCAUCCGUAGGGACCAGAAUCCCCAGAAAAGGAAGCCUAUUUAAUAGGUACCUUGCAUCCCUCCAACUGCCAUGUCUAGCAGGCAGGUGUCCUGUGCCACUCACCUUGCUGCGGUACCAGGACUCGGCCUCGGCCCGGCUGCGGGUGGCAAUGUCAUCGUACUGAGCUUUGAUCUCAGUGAUGACACAGUGCAUGUUCAGGUCCCGACUGUUGUCCAUCUUGACGACCACUGAGGUGUCUGAGAUGUGCGACUGGAGAACGCGGAUCUCCUGCAGGAGAUGGGGAGUGGCAAGAGCUUCUUAGACCAGAGCCCUACUCUUGGUAGCCCACCCUCAUCAUCAUCCCUUGUCCCCUUUCCCUGCUUCUUCGAUGUCUGAAGCCCCACCCUCCCAGUUACAGUCUUCCACCUCAACCCUGGGACCCCCUCAGGACUCCUCAAGCCCAGAGUCCUGAGCCUAGAGGACUUGGAGGUAGAGAGUCCAUGUCUGAGGCCCAGUGCCUGAUUUUAAUCAGGACCUUCCAGCUUGAACCUUUGGGUCUAGGACCAGAGUUUACCACCUUGUGGCAAUUGUCACUUUAGUAACCAGGAACACCAGGUUGCCUGGGGCAUGGCAGUGGGAGGUCAAGCCACACUUCUUCACCUGCUCAUGGUGAACCUGCCUGGGGUUUCUCCCCUUGUCCCACCAUAGGGUCAGAAGCUGAAUGGUGACAAGUAUUUUCCAAUGUCUAACUCAUAUCCUCCUUGCUGCCCCGCUGCUUUGUGACCCCGCACCUCCUCAUAUAGCCGCCUCAGGAAGUCGAUCUCCUGGGUCAGGGCCUCCACGUUGGCCUCUAGGUCUGAUUUGCGCAGGUAGGCACAGUCCACAUCCUAAAGGGGAGAAGGUGGCACAGGAAUUGCACUGGGAGACAAUUCAGAACCCUUGUUUUUUUCCUACCAGGGAGGGGCACCCCAUCAGGCUGAGCAGCUUCCCUGGAAACCCUCUGUACGUGCUCAUCCCAGUGCCUGGUAUCAUGCCUUGGUGAAGCCCCUUAUACAGUUAGUAGUGGCGUCAAGAGCAGGUUUGGGUAAGGGAGGGGGACACUGAGGUUUGCAGGUACUUCCUCUGGCACCCACUGGGAUGAUUUCUCUAGAAUCCAUGUCAUGCACUAUCACCAAAACUUAAGAUCUGGUGUACAGUGGGUAAAUUCUAAUGAUGCCCCACCCCUCUCCGCUCUGGAAUCUCAUGGAAGAUAAUCUAGAUCUGUGGUCAGAAGAGGGCUCAGGGCUCAACUCUGUCCCUUCCAAGUCAGUGUCACUCUGAGCAGCCCCCUUAACCUCUGCACCUCAUUUUCUCACAAUAACCCCUGCUUUCCUCAUAUGGAGGUGGCUGGAAGGGCCUAAUGAGAGUCCAGGCACUUGUACAGAGUCAAGUCUAAGAGGCAAGGAAUGACGGUCACUGCCCCUGCCUGUGGUUCUGAGCUGUUGCUGGCCUGAGGAUGCAGCCAUUGUCUAUAAUUCACCUGCUCUUUCACUCGCAAAUAUUUACAGGGUGCCUACUCUAUGCCAGGCGCAGGGCCGAAGGAGGUGAAAAUCUGGUGGCUAUAUGGCAGCAACCUCAGAUGGGGGAGAAUAUUGCCCUGCCUGAAGCAGGCAGUGUAUUCUGCUGCCAGAGGCACCCAGGGAGCACUGGAGCACUGGGGAAAGGAACAGAAAGAAGCUGGGCCGUGUGAUUCUAAGGGAGUCCCUCCACCUCUCCGAACUACAGAGAGCCUGAUGUUAGUCAAGGUCUCCCAGCUCAAACCUUUGGGUCUAGGACCCUUCUGUCUCUGGCCUCCAUUCUGAGUUAGGGGACAAGGAUUCUGGGGUCACUCACCUUCUUCAAGGCCACAAAUUCAUUCUCAGCAGUGGCCCUUAGUGCCACCUCUUCUUCAUACCUGGGGACAAAACACACAAGGCUCAGAUCUGGGGAGGAAAAAAAAUGGGAAUGAAGGCACAGGCAAACACAUUCCGGGAACUGGAUCUUUUGGAGGUGGUCACAAGAAUCAAAAAAGUGUUGGACUGAAGGGAACUUGUCCAUCCCUUUCUUCUGGGCAUUCAAACCAACCCAUGUUACUCAAAGCUCUUUCUAUUUCAGGGACUUUCAUUCCUGAUGUGGGUCAGGGUGGGGGCCCUGCACAUUUUCGAAGACCUCCUCUCUGUUUCUGGGCUGUAACUCCUUUGGGGCAGGAACCCUGCCCAGUUCUGGUACCUCUCCUUUCUCCUCCUUCUUACUUCCUUACUCCUUUCCCACUCAGAGCCCAACAUAGCACCUACAACAUUGAGUAGAUGCUCAAUAAAAUGUUUGAUGAAUUAAUGAAAUAAACAUAAUGAUGAAGUA
Messenger RNA from Homo sapiens (human), 5336 nucleotides. RefSeq names its product keratin 7 (gene KRT7). The transcript is spliced from 8 exons. The coding region runs from base 55 to 1392 and encodes 445 amino acids. NCBI's taxonomy places the organism in Eukaryota, Metazoa, Chordata, Mammalia, Primates, Hominidae. The record is from RefSeq and is a predicted model, not a curated record. Gene Ontology annotation, cellular component: cytoplasm; cytosol; keratin filament.